AUGAGUGAGUUAGAUUAUAAAAACUUAGAAUAUAUCAACAUGAAAUUAGAUAAUUUUGGAUUUGAAAAAUUACAGACGGCAGAACGUAGUGCAGGAUGGGAGACUCAUCGUGUCCGUCUCAACCGGGUGCCAGGCUACGGCUUCGGUAUCGCGGUCUCCGGCGGCAGGGACAACCCUCACUUCGCCAGUGGUGACCCUUCCAUUGCAGUCUCCGAUGUCCUUAGAGGAGGACCAGCCGAAGAUAAGCUUCAGGUGAACGACAGAAUAGUAUCAGUUAACGGCGUGCCUUUAGAAAAUGUGGAGUAUGCGAGAGCAGUGCAAGUGCUGCGCGACAGUGGCGCCACUGUGUCACUGGUGGUGCGACGACGAGCGCCUGCGCCGCCUCCCACUGCACCUACCACUAUCAAAUUGUCACUCUCUAGGAAUGGAAAGAAAGAAGAUUUUGGAAUAGUAUUAGGAUGUAAACUAUACGUGAAGGAAUUGACACUUCGAGCCAGAGAGCAGCUGAAUCAGGGUGGCCAGGGUCUUUGCGAAGGAGACAUGGUGACGCGGAUCAACAAUACUCCAGUAACAGAUGCCAUGACCCUCAAAGAAGCCAGGAAACUAAUAGAAUCCUGCAAAGACCGUUUGAAUCUGGUGGUGACGAGAGAAUUGAUCAGAGAGGAGACUGUCACGAAUGGGAAUUAUCAGAAUAAUUAUAACAGUCUAGAAGCCAGUCCCCACAAUGUGUAUGGAGCUGCGGAAGCGUCUCCAGGGUACUCAAGUAGUGGUCAGAACCUGUACGUGGCGGCGCCCGUCAGAGGCGGAGAUGCACGAAGAGGCCCGAUGUCUCACGAACAGCUCGACCAGCCACCUAGACCACCACCACCAAGGAAUGAAGAUUAUUACAGCAGUAGAAGACAACUCUAUGAAGACGAAGCAAUGAAUAAUCAAAGAAAUAAACCAUCGAGCGAGCCAAGGUUGAUAAGUUUCCAAAAGGAGGGCUCUGUGGGUCUCCGGUUGUGUGGCGGGAACCGGUCCGGGGUGUUUGUGUCCGGUGUACAACCCACUAGUCCGGCCGCGUUACAGGGACUACAACCCGCUGAUAAAAUACUUAAGUUUUGUGCGGUUGAACAGGUGAACGACAUGGAGAUGAAGGGAGUGACUCGGGAAGAAGCCGUCCUCUUUCUGCUGAGCCUGCAGGAGCGCAUCGACCUCAUAGUGCAACAUUCUCCUGAUGAAUACAAUGCUGUUGCCAGUGGACAAAUGCCGGGUGACUCAUUCCACAUAAAGACUCACUUCCACUACACGGAGCCGACGGACGGCGAGAUGUCGUUCCGAUGUGGAGACGUGUUCCAUGUCGUCGACACACUGCACAACGGCACUGUGGGGGCCUGGCAGGUUUAUAGGAUAGGACGCAACAACCAAGAAGUCCAAAAAGGCACUAUUCCCAACAAGGCGCGAGCUGAAGAGCUGGCAACAGCGCAAUUUAACGCUACAAAGAAGGAGAUGAGCGGCAACGAUGGAAAACACAACUUCUUUAGAAGACGUCGCUCUACGCAUCGACGUAGCAAGAGUUUGGGCAAGGAGCACUGGGACGAAGUAGUUCUAUCAGACAGUAUCAGUAAGUUCCCUGCGUACGAGCGGGUGGUACUGAAGCAGCCUGGGUUCGUUCGCCCCGUCAUAGUACUGGGCGCCGUCGCAGACAUCGCCAGGGAACGACUGCUCACUGAGAGCCCGGAUAAAUUCUCAUCACCAAAAAUGGACAGCACACUAGAAGAUACCAAAACGAAGUCCGCCGGUAUAAUCCGCCUAUCAAGCAUUAGAACUAUAAUGGAGCGAGGCAAGCACGCCUUACUGGACAUCACGCCCAACGCGGUGGACAGACUCAACUACGCCCAGUUCUACCCAAUUGUGAUAUUCUUAAAAGCUGAUAAUAAACAUAUUAUCAAACAGCUCAGAGCCGGGUUGCCUAAGUCUGCCCACAAAUCCUCCAAAAAGCUUCUAGAACAAUGCCAACACAUGGAACGAGUAUGGGGCCACGUGUUCACACACACGAUCACACUGAGCGAAGCCAACCAGAACACGUGGUUCAGCAAGCUCAUAGACCUGAUACAGAGGACGCAACAACAACAACUAUGGGUUUCAGAGACUAAGAGGCCAGAGCCGUUGUCCGACGAUUUCUUGUUCUCAAUGUCGUCGAGUACUGAGAACCGGCUCUCGUAUGCUUCGAGUCCUGAGAGUGACUUGGAAGUGAGUCCCCCGCCUGCUCCGAGACUUGUCAAGUCUUCAUCAGACCCUUCGAUCGCCACCACACAAGAUAAUAUGGACCGAGACGACGAUAUCAACCAUAUGAACGAUGCUGUGCCACCUCCUUAUACGCAAGGCGGUUAUGGAGACAGCAAGUAUGGUUUCUCAGCGACCACGAAUGGAGCCCCAACGAAUGGUGUGAACCACAACCAGACCCAUAGUAUGGGCAACAAUGAAGCACCACCAUAUCAAUGCAAUCCAAUGACACACUCACCACCUCAUUCACCUUUGUAUGGAACUGAGCUACCACCACGUGGUACUGUCAGCAGACCGGCCGGCGGAGUACUGUUGCCGGCGCCACCGCCCGGACGACCGCCGCAUAAUCUUCGACAUAAUACACCUGGCAACCGACCGAGUGCGCAAGAGCGUCUCUUUGGUCCUCCGAAAGACCCGGGAAGUGAUGAGGCGGCCACAUACACUGCGCGCCCAACGAGUAUGAUCAUACAGCCUAGUCAAGGACAAGGAUCGUUGGACAGACAUCGACAUCCUUCUAACCCGCAGAGUUCAUACGACGGUACUUCAUCGUACGACUACACUGGUACGACAAACAAUGGGUCAGGUAUGGGUCGGCUGCCUCCUAAUGCGCCUGACGACCUCAAAGUAGCGCCACCUUCUAUUAACAAAAUGGAGCCGCCCCCGCCUCCGAACCCGACGGCGAUGUCACAGAGCAACAUGACACAGAGUCCGCAACGUAACUCCAACUCACAUGAACACAACUCACUCGAUUACAGAAGUCCAGAUAAUAAUUACAGGCCCCCCGAGUACCGAAGUCCUCAAACGAGUCGUCCCCCGCCCAUGAACGGGAACAGUCCUCACACGCCGAUGCACGCGCGAGGUCCGUCGUUACCCAACGUGCCAACCAAUGACCAUGCCAAAUACAGUGGGCGUACAAAUUCUGCAUCUCAAGCGGAUUACGGAGGUCGCGGCGGAGCUCCCGUACCGCCGUACAAACCUGUCCCACCGCCCAAACCCAAGCACUACAGGCCGCCUGACAACUCACACCAUCCUAGGAAUGGGAGUAUGGAGCCCCCGCCGUCGGGUCCCCCCGGGCCCCGGCCGCCGGCGCCGGGCGGGUACCCCGGGUCCCCGCACUACUCGCACCAACACUCGCACUCACAACCACACAGGCCGCACAAUCACAAUAAUUACCAACAGCAAAAUAUGUACGGAGGUCAGAUGCCGCCGCAGUCACCGCCCUACUCCGGGCCCCCGUCACACCACCGAGCUAUCAACCUACCACACAACCCACAUCUCAUAGAUUUAGCAGGCAGUAGAGAACAACGUGGCUCAGCGUUCGAGCUGUAUAGGAAACCACAACAUAUGCAUAACCUAAGUUUCUGCAACACAAUACACUCGUACUUAGAGAUCGACGAGCGAAGACGUCAACGACUGUGCUACUUACAUCCAUCGUGA
Spodoptera littoralis (African cotton leafworm) is the source of this 3702-nucleotide messenger RNA. NCBI's taxonomy places the organism in Eukaryota, Metazoa, Arthropoda, Insecta, Lepidoptera, Noctuidae. The record is from the annotation of a GenBank genome assembly.